Macaca mulatta (Rhesus monkey) is the source of this 1487-nucleotide messenger RNA. RefSeq names its product solute carrier family 35 member E4 (gene SLC35E4). The record is from RefSeq and is marked provisional. NCBI's taxonomy places the organism in Eukaryota, Metazoa, Chordata, Mammalia, Primates, Cercopithecidae.
AGGAACGAGGAUUUCAUCUAAAAGCAUAGCGUGGGCACUAGGCGAGGAGGCGAGUGGAGACCACCUGGCACGGGCAGAGGUGCCUGGAGCCCACGCUUGAGCAUCGGAGACCCUGGCAUCCUAGCAGUCGCGACCUUGGCUCUACCCUGUCUGAGUUGGAAAUACAGCUUAGCUCCUAGACAUCGCUGGCACAGGCCUGGCACAAGUAAGCAGUGUUCUCACCUGUCUGAAACGGGACACGGGGUCGGAGGAACCAGGAUCUAGCCUGGCCCCAAGCGGAGAUCUCUGGUGGCCCAGAGGUGGUCACUGGGGAGCCUACCUCCUGCCCUAGCCCCACUGGUGCGGAUGUGCCGCUGCCCACCGGAGCACCAUGAUGGCAGGAUGACCUCAACCGAAGUAGCAGCAGCAGCUGGUGGUGCUCGGGUGGCUGGGCCCCCCGAGUGGCCCCCUGGCAGCCCUCAGGCCCUCCGGCAGCCUGGCCGGGCCCGGGUGGCCAUGGCAGCACUGGUGUGGCUGCUGGCCGGAGCCAGCAUGUCAAGCCUCAACAAGUGGAUCUUCACAGUGCACGGCUUUGGGCGGCCCCUGCUGCUGUCCGCGCUGCACAUGCUGGUGGCAGCCCUGGCAUGCCACCGGGGGGCACGGCGCCCCAUGCCAGGCGGCACUCGCUGCCGAGUCCUACUGCUCAGCCUCACCUUCGGCACUUCCAUGGCCUGUGGCAACGUGGGCCUAAGGGCUGUGCCCUUGGACCUGGCACAACUAGUCACUACCACGACGCCUCUGUUCACCCUGGCCCUGUCGGCACUGCUGCUGGGCCGCCGCCACCACCCGCUGCAGUUGGCGGCCAUGGGUCCGCUCUGCCUGGGGGCCGCCUGCAGCCUGGCUGGAGAGUUCCGGACACCCCCCACUGGCUGUGGCUUCCUGCUGGCAGCCACCUGCCUCCGAGGACUCAAGUCGGUUCAGCAAAGUGCCCUGCUGCAGGAGGACAGGCUGGACGCGGUGACCCUGCUCUACGCCACCUCGCUGCCCAGCUUCUGCCUGCUGGCGGGUGCAGCCCUGGUGCUGGAGGCUGGCGUCACCCCACCGCCCGCUGCUGGUGACUCUCGCCUCUGGGCCUGCAUCCUGCUCAGCUGCCUCCUGUCUGUUCUCUAUAACCUGGCCAGCUUCUCCCUGCUGGCCCUCACCUCUGCCCUCACCGUCCACGUCCUGGGCAACCUCACCGUAGUGGGCAACCUCAUCCUGUCCCGGCUCUUGUUUGGCAGCCGCCUCAGUGCCCUCAGCUACGUGGGCAUCGCACUCACUCUUUCAGGAAUGUUCCUUUACCACAACUGCGAGUUUGUGGCCUCCUGGGCUGCCCGUCGGGGGCUGUGGCGGAGGGACCAGCCCAGCAAGGGUCUUUGAGACCUAGGGGAUCUCAGGAGCCACCUGGGAUGGCCCUGGCCUGAAUCCAACCCUCAGCCAUGGCCAUAGGAAGAAUGGAAAACAGGGCU